AUGCACAAUGGCUAUCUACGAGACAAAACGAUAGAUUUCUAUUGUCAUUUCGUCUCACCCCAUUUUCAUUCUUCGUCUUCCUCCUCCUCUUCUUCUUCCUCCUCCUCCUCUUCUUCAUCUUCUUCUUCCACCUCCUCUUCUUUUUCCUCUUCUUUUUCUUAUACUUCCUCUGCCUCCACCACCUCUUCUUCCUCCUCCUCUCCCUCUUCUUCCUCCUCAUCCUUCUUCUUCUUCUUCCUUCUCCUCCUCCUCCUCUUCCUCCUCCUCCUAUUAUUCUUCUUCUUCCAUCCCUCCUCCUCCUUCUUCUUCAUCAUCCAUUUUCUUCUUUUCUUUUACUCAUUCUCCCCCUCCUCCUCCUCCCUCCUCCUCCUCCUAUUCUUCUUCUUCUUCUUCAUCAUCCAUUUCGGUUCACUUUUCUUUUACUCUUAUUUUUCAUUCUUCUUCCCCCUCCUCCUCCUCCUCCUCCUCUUCUUCUUCUUCUUCUUCAUCAUCAUCAUCAUCAUCCAUUUCGGCUCACUUUUCUUUUACUCUUAUUUUUCAUUCUUCUUCCUCCUACUCCUACUCCUCCUCCUCCACCUCCUCCUUCUCUUCUUCUUCUUCUUCAUCAUCAUCAUCAUCAUCCAUUUCGUUUUACUUUUCUUUUACUUUUCUUUUUCUAUCGUCUUUUAUUUUAUCUCCCUCUUCUUUUUAUCUUUUUCUUCCUCCUCCUCUUUUUUGACCCUCCCAUCUUUCUCGUCAUUCUUCAGCUUCGUCUCUUGCUCCCACCCCCGCCUCUGCUUUUCUUUGCGCUACAACUUUCUCUUCUUCCUCCAUUAA
Acanthosepion pharaonis is the source of this 816-nucleotide messenger RNA. The record is from the annotation of a GenBank genome assembly. Lineage: Eukaryota; Metazoa; Mollusca; Cephalopoda; Sepiida; Sepiidae.